This is a messenger RNA of Guillardia theta CCMP2712, 303 nucleotides long. RefSeq lists its product as hypothetical. The annotation marks the transcript as partial. The record is from RefSeq and is a predicted model, not a curated record. The transcript has a single exon. Gene Ontology annotation, molecular function: protein binding. Lineage: Eukaryota; Cryptophyceae; Pyrenomonadales; Geminigeraceae.
UGCACUCUCUGCCCAGCAGGAAAAUACAGAAGUAGCUUGGAGAUGGCUCGCUGUGAAGAUUGUCCAACAGGAACAUAUUCCACCGAUGGGCAAACUGCUUGUCAAGGAUGCACUGUAUGUCCAGCCGGCAAGACAAGCAACAACGGCUGUGCAGGUGGGGCGAGCGUCGACAACGAUUGCAGCACUUGUCAAUCCAACACCUACUCAGAGGAAGGGCAUACAUCGACAUGUACAGCCUGCGACGCUAAUGCAAGGUCGCAAGCGAACAGCACCAGUCCUUUCGAUUGUCGCUGCAUUGCAGGG